Messenger RNA from Ilyonectria robusta, 917 nucleotides. RefSeq lists its product as uncharacterized. The coding region runs from base 72 to 821 and encodes 249 amino acids. NCBI's taxonomy places the organism in Eukaryota, Fungi, Ascomycota, Sordariomycetes, Hypocreales, Nectriaceae. The transcript has a single exon. The record is from RefSeq and is a predicted model, not a curated record.
UCGGAAAGGACAGACAUUGUAUUUAAUAUUUUUCAGGCCAGUUUUGGCUUGUCAACUAGUACAUCGUUCCGAUGCCUUCGCAUAGCAUAAAGGAGUGUGUCAAUAUUUCCAAUCAAAACCAUAAACUCGAGGUCUUCAUCCACAUCAAUUCCCUUCUCGAUACCUCGUCACCAGUCAGGCUCAUAUUCACCAUUCGUCGCUUUCUCAUACCCAAUCCUAAAUCGUCUGUCACUGAGACUGGUUCGGAGCCAAGAUUGGACCUGGAAGCUAGUGGCCUAGUAGCCCUUGCCCCAGCCCUUGUCGUGGCCUUUGCCGUGGCCCUUGCCGUGGCCCUUGCCGUGGUCCUUCCAAUGGUCCUUGCCGUGGCCCUUGUCGUCCCCAUAAUCCUUGCCACGGCGAUCUUUGUUGUAGCCUUUGUCUCCGCCCUUGUCGUUCCCAUAACCUCCAUGGCCCUUGCUCUUGUCGUCCCCAUAACCUCCAUGGCCCUUGCUCUUGUCGUCCCCAUAACCUCCAUAAUCAUUGCCACGGCGAUAUUUGUUGUAGUAGCCUUUGUCUCCGCCCUUGGAAGGAUAGCCGUACUUGUCGUCGUACUUGUCGUCGUCAUCGUCGUCAUCUCCCUUGCCCUUAUGCUUCCCACCCUUGUCACCGUAGCUACCGUAUCCGCCCUUGGGAGGAUGAUGAUCGCCGUACUUUGCUGGAGCACCUGGCUCAGCCUCAGGGGCAGGGGCUGCCAGAAUGGCCGGGGCAGCAGCGGCGAUGAGGGCGAUGAGGGAAAGCUUCAUUUUGAGGUCAAAUGGGUGAGAGGAUGUUUGAAGAAGUAGGAAUUGCAAAGGGUUCGUUCAAGAGGUAUACCAAGAGAAGAUCGCGGUUGUCAGGAGAAGUCAAACUUGAUUCAAUCUGUAUGAACUGGGAGAUAG